AUGUUCCAGGCCCAGAUGUUCAUCGGCCAAAAGCGUAAUCUUGCCGCCGUUGUUGCGCUUCCACGCAUAGAAAUCGUCCAAGUUCAAGAUGUGGCCCGUCUGCGAGCAGAAAUAAAACAGCUUGGCCUGGUCAACGAGCUGUUGCUUGUCUGCCGGCGGGAUUUGGGUGGCAUGCGGGUCUUUCUCCUUCAACAGCUCGAGGUGGCCGUCCAAAAUUUGGGCAAGGCCCUCCUGGAACUCGGGAAACGUCGCCCAGUCGUAAUUGAGAAACUCAAGAUACACACGUUCUUGCGGAUCGGCCAUGCUAGCAGAAGAAUGGGUGGUUCUGAUAAAGGUAAGACACCCGUGCACCACGGCUUUGGUCAGGGCAGGUCAAGUGGGGCAGUGGCUAGAAGGGCCAGUAGACGAAACUGUCAGCUUCAUCGGAGUUCUCCGCGCCUUCUCUUGCCUUUUAUCAUCGCCAACUGA
Molecule: messenger RNA, 468 nt
Organism: Clavispora lusitaniae ATCC 42720
Lineage: Eukaryota; Fungi; Ascomycota; Pichiomycetes; Serinales; Metschnikowiaceae
Source: RefSeq, a predicted model, not a curated record